Menidia menidia (Atlantic silverside) is the source of this 828-nucleotide messenger RNA. NCBI's taxonomy places the organism in Eukaryota, Metazoa, Chordata, Actinopteri, Atheriniformes, Atherinopsidae. The record is from the annotation of a GenBank genome assembly.
GCUUUCUUUGACUGUCUUCUUGUAACAUUCUGCCAUGACAGCUCUCCCCCAGUGUUUUCACUCCACACUGACCUCGAUAAGGGGGAGAGUUCGGUGAAGUACACCCUGUCGGGGGACGGUGCAGGCUCCAUUUUCACAAUUGACCAAACGACAGGGGACAUCCAUGCCUUAAGGAGUCUUGACAGGGAGGAGAAGCCUUACUACACCCUGCGUGCCCAGGCUGUGGACAUCAACACCAACAUCCCCCUGGAGCCCGAAUCAGAAUUUGUCAUCAAAGUCCAAGAUAUCAAUGACAAUGAGCCAAAGUUCCUGGAAGGACCAUACACAGCCAGUGUUCCUGAGAUGUCACCAGUUGGGACCUACGUGACGCAAGUAACAGCCACAGACGCAGAUGACCCUACCUAUGGAAACAGUGCUCGGGUGGUGUACAGCAUCCUCCACGGCCAACCGUACUUCUCUGUUGACCCCAAGACGGGGGUUAUAAAGACAGCCUUGCCCAAUAUGGACAGAGAGGUGAAGGAAGAGUACCAGGUAUUAAUCCAGGCCAAGGACAUGGGAGGCCAGUUAGGAGGACUGGCCGGGACGACUAUUGUCAACAUCACCCUCAGCGAUGUCAACGAUAAUCCACCUAGAUUCUCUAAAAGUUUUUUUCACCUGAGAGUUCCUGAAUCAUCUACAGUGGGGUCUGCUGUCGGCAGAAUCAAAGCCCAUGACUUGGACAUUGGGAGGAAUGCUGAAGUGGAGUACACCAUUGUGCCUGGCGACGGAGGUGUCAUGUUCGAUAUCACCACUAAUGAACACAACCAGGAAGGGAUCAUCAUCUUGAAA